AUGUACAAGCUCAGACUGUUACUGUCCAAGCAGGUACCACCUUCCAAACUAUGGACGGAUUUGGCUUUUCGGAAGCAUUCGGCCACGCAAAUGAUCUCUUCAACUAUCCUGCUUCCGAACAAAAGCAGGUUUCUUGAUUUACUCUUCGACCAGAAUGUAGGCGCUGGUAUGACGAUCAUCCGGAAUCGCAUUGGAUCGGGCGGGUCGGGAGAUAGCAUUCUGCCAAAUAAGCCAUCGUCUCCGUCAGCAACUCCAUCAUACGUCUGGGAUGGUAGCGACGGACACCAAGUGUGGUUUUCUCAACAAGCCAUGAACUACGGCGUUAAGACUAUCUAUGCAGAUGCGUGGAGUGCGCCUGGCUUUAUGAAGACCACGGGUGCAGAUGCUAAUGGAGGAACGCUAUGUGGUGUAUCUGGGUCGACUUGUUCAUCUGGUGACUGGAAGCAAGCAUAUGCCAACUUCCUCACGCAGUACAUCAAGUACUACGCACAAGUUGGCGUGACUAUAACACACGUCGGCUUUCUCAAUGAGCCAGAAUAUACGCCGAGUUACUCUUCGAUGAACUGUAACGGUCAACAGGCUGCAGACUUCAUCAAGGUCCUCUCACCCACCCUGAAAGCAGCUGGACUCUCUCCAAAGAUCACAUGCUGCGAUUCAGAAGGGUGGAACAAUCAAGUAACAAUGACCAAUGCCAUUAACUCUGCUGGAGCACUCAGCCUCCUUGGCGCCGUCACUUCCCAUUCGUAUACAUCGUCCCCUGGCUCUAGUCAAAUCAACACGACCCUCCCCGUUUGGCAGACGGAGUAUGCUGAUCUCAGCAACCCAGUCAACCCCAAUAACUGCUAUAGCAGUGGAGCAUCGGGCGAAGGCUUGACAUGGGCUAAUCGCAUCUUUGACGGGAUUGUCAACUCCAGGCUAUCUGCGUAUCUCUAUUGGAUAGGCGCAGAGCCAGGCACAACCAACAGUGCACUGAUCUUGACCAGUGGAACCUCUGUGACAGUGUCCAAGCGACUGUGGGCAUUUGCUCAGUGGUCGCGUUAUGUUCGUCCCGGCGCUGUGCGUCUCGGCACCUCCAUUGUUACUUCUGGCAGUCUCAAGUUCAGUGCAUUCAAGAAUCCCGACGGCCGUGUUAGCGUUCAGGUGAACACAACGGGGGUAGUGCUUCUACUGUGA
Molecule: messenger RNA, 1173 nt
Organism: Mycena indigotica
Lineage: Eukaryota; Fungi; Basidiomycota; Agaricomycetes; Agaricales; Mycenaceae
Product: Glycoside hydrolase
Exons: 5
Coding region: 1-1173 (390 amino acids)
Biological process (GO): sphingolipid metabolic process
Molecular function (GO): glucosylceramidase activity
Source: RefSeq, a predicted model, not a curated record